This is a messenger RNA of Temnothorax curvispinosus, 8902 nucleotides long. RefSeq names its product serine-protein kinase ATM (gene tefu). Gene Ontology annotation, molecular function: protein serine/threonine kinase activity; protein binding. The transcript has 19 exons. Gene Ontology annotation, biological process: DNA repair. Lineage: Eukaryota; Metazoa; Arthropoda; Insecta; Hymenoptera; Formicidae. The record is from RefSeq and is a predicted model, not a curated record. Bases 131 to 8770 code for a protein of 2879 amino acids.
GGUUAAAUAUCACGUGUGUACGUUUAUUUAUUUCGCGAAUAAUUAUCAGAAUCCGAUGUGAUUCUUUUUGUUAAGUCAGUUUUACAGCUAAUGUGUCGACGAUCACCGGACUACCGAGGCAAUUACGAGUAUGUCGCGAAUAUCGGAGAGAAUCACCGGCAUUCUGAAGCUAGCCGAUAGCUCGAAACUGACCGAUAAGAAGAAAUGCGUAAACGAGCUAUUAGAUCUGUAUCAAGAUGAUGAUGCUAUCAGGGAGAUAUGUCAGAAUACGGAGAGGAAAGCUUCAGGAAGAGCCAACUGGUCCAGUAUUAUACACACCGCCCACAAGCUAGUUAUCGAUGAAGCAGAGAGACCCAGUAAAGAGACGGCUGCCAAGAACAAUGAGAGACAACAUCUCAAUAAUCUGGUUAUCGACACAAUUCGCCGUGCCAGUGAGAGGUCAGCUGAAUUUCUGAGAGGCAGUGAAAUAGUCGGUAUAAUAUUGCAGAUAUUGGAUUCUAAGGUCUACGAUCAUUAUCAAGACACAUAUCUAAGAAUAUUGGUGAAAUAUAUAUUGCCUAAGAGUACAAAUCACAGUAAUAUCACAACGGAACAAUGGAGGGAACUGUUGACUGUUUGUACCAAGCUGUACAAAAAGCUCAAAAGUCACAUCGUGUUAGACGCGUUGCAGAUGAUCAUAGAUCAUUCUUUUUUGCACACCAAUUUACUUCCGCAUGUGAAGAAUUUGCUGUUGUUUCUGGAAAAGGUAUUUGAAGAUGUGAAGACAAACAAUGAACAGUUGAUAGAGUCUUUCUACAAACUGAGCAGCAGUGUAUGCAGGCAAAUUACAACGGAAUGCAGAAUCGCUCUCUGCAAGUUCAGCGAGAGCAUAUCAAUGGAUAUCUUACGUUUGAACGGCUCUGAGGAAAAAUAUAGGCUGCUGUUGAUCUUCCUGCAGAUUCACCAUCCAGAGGGUAUAUCCAAACAUGACGAUGGCGCUUAUGCAUUCGACUGGGACAAAUGGAGGGAUUUGCUGCGUAGCAUGUAUUUGCUUAUCCAGGAAAAUUGCAAAUUGGACGUGCAGUGGCACAGUUUUAUUCAGUUUUCCACUGAAGUAAUAAAACAGAUAAUAGAUAACUCGGUAAAUUUAUCUCUUGAUGGCUGUUAUUCUCAAUCGGCCAAACGCAGACGAACGAUGAACAGAAUUGAAAAUGUUAUCGAUUUGCUAACGGAAAGCAGCCCCGAAGAAGUGUGGUCGUUAUUAAGGAUUCUGACAGAAACACUAAGAAAAUAUCCACAAUGCUUGAGGUCGCAAGAUUUCGCGCCCUUGUUGCAACGCUUAACGGAACUUGCUCUAUCUCGAGACGAAUCUGUCAUGAACAUUUUGUACAAACUUGCCUCUGUUCUCAUGGAGAACGAGAUGUCUAAUGGAGAGGAAAUACAGGACGCCACAAUUCACUGGAGUAAGAUCUGGGACAUGCUACUUAGAUCUCUAGGAGCGAACCAAAACGAGGAGUCGGGUCAUUCGUUAGUUCGCUGCUUCAUAAAGUACAAUAGGAUACCAAAUGCGAACGCUCUCCUCAGAUUGUACCUGACCAAAACGAUCCGCUGGUCGCCGAAUAGCGUGCACACGUUGCGACAGCUGUGCGAGCGUGUCUCCCUGCCGGUGGACGCGACCACGUCGGUGCUGGACUCGUCGCCCAUGACAAUGACGGCGCCGAUCUGUGACAGAACGCGCCUCCUGGAGUGGCUGCUGAAUAUGCCAUGGCAGAAGCUGGCGGCACGACUGUCCAUCGAGACUAUCGAAGACAUCUGCGAGCUGUCGGUAAACCUCGUUCUGAGCUCUCGUUACAGACAAAAUAUCAGGACGGAGCAGAAAUUCUCGCAGAGCCGCGAGAAAACGCGCGUGAUCUCUUUCGUGCCACAACAGGACAUCCAUUCGACAGAUCUCCCGCAACUCUGUCACGCGUCUUUGACAUUUAAGGUGACAUUGUCGGCGAGUUCGAAGAACAAGCACGUCGAACAGGAUUCCGGGGUGGUGCUUGACACUGGAAGUCCUGUCUCCUACAUACACGAGGUGCUCAACUUCUUAAAAAGGCGGAUACAUGAUGUUAUUCAAGAGAAUGAGAAUAAAAAUAUAUCAGAAGUCCAUGUCAUACUGAUGAAGCUCGCCUUCCUGACGAGACUCCUGUCCGCUCUGAAGCAGCUAGGCAUUCUUACGACGAAAGAUGCCGUCGGCUACUAUUCACUGAUUGAUGCGAUGGAAAAACAACUGAAAACCAGCUUCGAAAUGCUGACGAAAAUCGAUUGGGCCAGGUACAAAUACAUUUACUGGCUUAGCGUAACUAGAGCAUUGAAGAUGCUCUAUGGAACAACCUACGACACAGAAAUCGCUAAGAUAAUCGUAUUGGCAUCUACAAUGGACAUGAUAAAAAACAUAUUCGAUCUCCUGAAUCAAGACGACAAAUGCGAUCAUUACGAGGACCAUAACGCUUUUCAGGAAAGACGUAAGCGUUCCGAUAUGUGUCUGGAAACAUCGGACUCGAAGCCCCUUCCACGCGAAGGUACGGUUCGUCUGCAGGUCGUAGAGGCUCUAUCGUCUUUUUGCGCUUUGCACGUCGACACGGACUGUAACAAGACGUUGCAGAAAAAGAUAAUGCAUAACCUGCUGACCCUGCAGCAGGACUUUACGAGCUACGUGGACUCCAGGAUGUCGCUGACGAUCCUCGAGUCGCUCGUUGCGCGCGACCACGGCGAGAUUCAGCGCGAGUGCGAAAAUGAGCCAUUGAAUCUUUUGCUAGACAUGAGCCAGAAGGGUUGCAAGGAUGAGGAAUUGUUGCGAUGGCUGUUGAAUCUACUGCCAGACUUUUUCGAGUAUGCGAUCGAGCACGGUUAUUCGCCUGAAAGGAUCAUCCACACGCUCGAGCAGAUUCACAAGCGUAUUUAUAAGAGAAACUGUAGUGUUCUCGUGCACACAAGCUACAUGAAGUGCGCAUGUAGCUGCGUGCGGAUCGAUCAGGAUUUUUCGUGGAGUCAGGUUGGCGUUGGCGACGACGACAACGUUCUAACGAUACUGGACAGUAUUCUCAGUUAUAUCGGUGAUGCGCUCUUUGUGCUCCGUUCGCAAGCAGUGCGAUGCCUGCAGGAGCUCCUGUCCUUCAGAAACAUCGCUCAUAAAUGGAAGGAACGGAUUUUCGUCAAAGUGGAGGAAACAGUAUUCAAGUUGCUCGACGAGACGGCCCAACAAUCGAGUUCUAAUGUACAAAACGACGAUCUCGUGGAGAGUCAACUGCGGGAUGAAAGAGAAACCAGGACGGCUACUGCGUUGAUCGCGAUGGCCUCCGUAGCGUGCGCCAGUGGGAUUCUUCAAGGUCGCGCCCUAUUUUCGAUAUUGCGACUGACGACGGAGAAGAAGGUGAAUGUGCAGACGGUGCGGAAGAUUCUCUUGGCGGCGGCGCAGCACACGAAGACAUACGUGUCGCUCAUUGAGGAUAACUUGAACUAUCUGCUGACUUCCUGGAUCAAGCAUUAUCCAUUGCAGAGCUUUCCAUGGACGCUUGCGGGAUGCGAGACUAUCGACGAGUUCUUUAAAAAGAAUGUCAACUGCAUUGUCCCAGUUUUAUUGCGUACUUCGAACAUCAACGAAGCCAUGUCUUUUUGCACAAAUACCGGUGUGGCCUUCAACAAGAUCUUCGAAGAUGUCUUUCCGUCCUGCUUCGUGUGGCUGAUAUCACGCGCUAUUGAAUCCGAUAGUGAAGCCGUCGAUAUAAUAUGCAAGUUGAUGAACAACACCGACGAGUUUGCAGACACGCCCAAAUUCAGACAACUAUUCUGUUCUCGUCUGCAGGACGUUCUCGUAGAACUGAUACGUCGGCUGCACGAUGAGAAAGACUUUAGACGCGUUCUCUCGAUUUCGUCCACGCACUUCCCGGCGAUGGAUCCGCCGCAUUUCUUACGAGAUGUUUUGGAUCUGUGCUUUGAUUAUCUAGAACUGCACACCUUACUAAACACGUGCACGCUGGUCGACCAACAACCAGCGACGCUGCAAAAAACGCUGUUGCAGCUUGCGAUUGCCAUACACUCGUCACGCUCUCGCGAGGGUAAGCUCAAGCGACUGCAUCAGUACAUAUACUUCUGCUCACGGUUGACGCUUGAUCUCGCGAAACCCGUUUUUGACGAGAUGGCCGCGUUCCUGAUCCGGGAUGUGUGCUACAGCUUAUUGCAUCUAACCAGGAAUCGUAGUGACGGCGACGAGACGUUCAUCGCAGCAUGUUGCAAAUUCCUAGAUCUGUUCCUAAGACAAGCGCUGCCCGCGAGAGCCGCGGAGAUCCGAGACGUUCUCCGGUUCAUCGUGGCGAACCUGAUUGGCCUGGCACAAUCAAAAAUGAGCAACGUCAACGAGAUUGCCGUGAGUCUACUUAGAUUUCUUGUGGUGGAGCAAAGAGACGUGCUACGAGAGGCCAUCGCGAAACUCGGCUCGUUCCCGAAUCACGAAGUCUUCCGGGAUGCGAGGGAGGCUUACGACACCGCCAGAUUGGAAAACGGAUCUGCGUUGUGCCUCGAAGACGAGCUGGAGCGUUUCCUGGACGCUAUGAGCGAGGAAAACGCCGAGUGCACGCUGGAAGAUCUCGCGAAUUUCACGCAGCAGCUGUCGACGAGGAAAAGUGAACUGCGGGAACUGCACCGAAAGUUGGAGAGGCCGUAUCCUGAAGAUAGUGCUAAUAUCCUGCAUCAGUUGAUAUUUAGACUCAUCAAGCUGACGGAAUCGCCUAAUCCGCGCGUAUCGAUGGAGGCCACCAAAUGCCUUGGCGAACUAGGCCCAAUAGAUUCCACAGUGGCUCUGCGACCGGCCGGAAGUCUCGUCCGGGAAGCAGACUACGCGAUAGAGGCUCUGACCUAUCGAUCCGUCGCAAUGUUAACGAGCUUUCUUGUGGAGAACUCAGUGGAACUUCGCAAGGUUAGCGCCGAUGCCCUUUACGCGGUGCUAUCGACCUCCUAUGGUCAGAAACUAUUUGACUCCAAGUACUCAAAGGACCUGUCGAAUAUUCUCGAGUGUGCACCUCUGAAGAUUGACUACAUCCGUCCGUUCGCUCGCGGCCGUUGCAGCAAGCAGACAUCCUUUCGCGUGGACGCCGCAAGAUUUCGUGUCAUCAUGAAUCCAGAAAACGCGCUAUGGACGGUCCAGAACAGCGAGAAUUACGCCGAGUGGAUUAUCAACAUCACCUGCAGUGUCGCCGAGUGCUUCCCAGACUCCUAUUUGGAGAACUUCCUGUUGGUUUGUCGACUCAGCGUCGAAUUCUGCGAGCUGAUUCUGCCGAGAAUCGUUUAUCUCGUCAUUCACAAAAACGACAGCUUCAUCGAUGCCAUGUGCGACUGCGUUAAUAAAUUCUUCAGGCAACACUUUGCGAUCAACGAGACGGAAACUACUGCAUCGCCGAUGUCGAAAGGCGACAGCUGCGAUCAAAAGAUCGUACGCCGCAUGUUGGACGUGGUGAACCACGUGCGCGCCCAGCUGCCGGACGGCGCGAUCUUAAGACUCGAUUACGUCUACCUGGCCAGAGCGGCGCACAAGUGCUCCGCGUAUUAUACGGCCCUGUUAUUCGCGCAACUCGCCUGCGGAUUAAUCUCGACGGAUUACCCGGACUUCAGCAGUGACCCGAGGAUCGACUACAUCUACGAACGCCAACCGGAGGUUGGCCGGGUGCUGCAAAACAUUAUGCUGGACACCUACCUGAACAUUAGCGACCCAGACGCCAAAUCCGGCGCCGGAUGGUCGCAUGUGCUUGAUCACGACUCCCGCGUACAAUACUAUGCCCGUGCCAAUCGCUGGGACGAGGUCAUGCUCGCGCAGGACAUCGAGUUGUCUAACCACAAUCACUCGACGCUGGCAAACGCCAGAACGGAGAUGGCAAGCGCGCUACACCGUUCGGGACUGCAAUUUCUUCAGUGGCAAUUCUUGGGCGACAGCCUGGAUGAGAAAUUUAGUUACGAAUGCGCCUGGAGACUCAGCAAAUGGGAUCUGCCCGUCAACGAGGCCACUGUUGCCAAUUAUAACGAUUUCCAAUCUCAGCAGUUGCGACUGGAGUCACUGGAGAACGCGUUCCACAUUCACCAUUAUAAUGCCUUAAAGUGCUUCCACGAGAACGACCGGCGGGGCACGGAUCGGGGGAUCAAGUUUGGCCGCAAGAGCGUGAUUCAUGAGCUACGAGUGAUCAGUCCGGAAAGUAGCAAAAUUGUCAAUCAAAAGCUGUCGCAGUUGCGGCUGCUGCGCGAGAUCGAACAGUUGAGCUGGGCGGCUGACUCGCCGGAAACGAGAUAUUCCGAGAUUUUGCAACGCUGGAACGAGCACGAGAUUAGUCUGAUCGGUCAAUUCGACCACGUGGAGCCAAUCCUAUGGCAACGCAUCACUAUGUUCCGCAUCCGCGAGUCCUUGUGGACAGAUCCAAACGUGCAGGAGGCAUUUUUUGCAACUUGCCUGGACCUGGUAAAGGUCGCGGAGGGUCAGGGCAAUUUCUCGGUGGCCACCCGAGCGCUGAGAACUCUUGAGUUGCAUCAAAAUCUGCCCAUGAAUCUGAAGAAUCAACUGCUCUAUCAGGAGUCGCUCUUGACAUGGAUGAAUGGCGAGCAGAUGAUGGCGCGUCAUCUGUUACGGAGCCUAAUCGAGAAGAAGAAUCCGAAGCCAAGCCUGAGAGCCAAGGCUCUGCGAGUCUAUGGUGAUUGGAUGGCGCAAACCAAGUCGGAGAAUCCUCAGGCAGUGAUACAGAAGUAUUAUCUAGCAUCCAUUGAGAUCAGCGAAGCUAUCGACGAGCAAUCGCCCGAUGUUAUCAGAAACUUGCACGACACACAGGUUGCACUGGCGCGCUUUGCCGAUGCGCAAUACCAACAGAUCAGCACGUACAUGAACUCCCCAACAUACAAGGCACUGAAAGAAUACGCUCGUAGCAAUACGGAUAAAGUGGACCAUGCGCAAAUGAUGAGGAAUCAGGACCUUAAACGCGCCGUGAUAAUCAGCCAGAAGCAAUCGACGAACGACGCGGCCGAGUUGAAGAACAUCGAGCAGGAAAAGCGCAACUAUCUCGCACAGGCUUUAAAGUAUUAUCUAAAGACGCUGCGCAGCAGCGAGGAACACAAUCUAUUAAUCUUCCGACUGGUGGCACUCUGGCUCGACAACAUGUACGAUGAUGAAGUGAACGAAGAACUGCUAGACGAGCUAGACAUCAUUCCGUCGUUCAAGUUCGUGCCGCUGGUGCCACAGUUGGCCGCUCAUAUAAGCAACGAUGUCAGGCAGCAACGUAGCUUCUCCGCGCGAAUCUUCCGGAUUCUCGAACGGUGCGCCCUAGAGCAUCCGUAUCACACGCUGCCUGUGGUGCUGGCGCUGAAGAAUCUGCACAGCGACGACGAAUAUGACCCGAGUUCAACAGUCACGAAGAAGGAAGAGCGUCGCGUGCUAGGUGCUAAAAGGCUUCUCAGCCGAUUGACCGAUUCCUCUGUGCGAACAAUCGUUCGUGAAAUGGAAAGUCUAUCGCGGGCACUACUGAGUUUUGCCUAUUGGCAACCCAAGGGUAGAUGCUAUACCAACAAAGGUUACCCAAUACCGCGGGAUCAGCCAAUAUCCAAGAUCAAAAACUUGAACAACGUUCUCCUACCGACCCUGAGUUUGCCUGUGAGACCAUCGGGCAAUUACGACAACGUAAUCGGCGUAAGAUCGUAUCAGGAGUCCUGCGAAUUCGUCGGCGGUGUGACCGCGCCCAAGAAGAUCAUCUGCGUCGGCACCGACGGCGUGCAGCGCCGGCAGUUGGUCAAAGGCAAGGACGACCUACGGCAGGACGCAGUGAUGCAGCAGGUAUUCACCGUGAUAAACACGCUGCUGCGCACGUGUAAGGAGACGCAACGACGGAAUCUACGUAUCAGAACGUACAAAGUGGUGCCGCUGACGCAGAGAUCGGGCGUGCUAGAAUGGUGCGACAACACGGUGCCCAUCACGGCGGCUCUGGUAGGUAGCUCGAGCACGCCUGGGAUGCACAAGAAGUAUUAUCCGCGGGACUUGACUGCAGAAGCAGCCAGAGACAAGUUGAAAAAUGCCGCACAAGAAUCGAACGAGGUGAAACUGAAGGUCUUUCUCGAGUGCUGCAAACGUAUGAGGCCGGCGUUUCAUCACUUCUUUGUAGAGAAGUAUCGAUCGCCCGAGACCUGGGUCGAGAGGACUCUUACAUACACGCGCAGCGUCGCCACCACAUCUAUCGCGGGUUACAUUCUGGGUCUUGGCGACCGACACCUGAGUAAUAUUCUCAUCGACGAGCGCACCGCCGAGGUGGUGCACAUCGAUUUUGGCGUAGCUUUCGAGCAGGGCAAGGUCCUGCCCCUUCCCGAGACAAUUCCUUUCAGGCUAACCAGGGACAUCGAGGUUGCCAUGGGCGCCUCUGGGAUCGAGGGCACCAUGAGGCGCAGUUGCGAAGUGACCAUGACAAUGCUGCGCGAUCAGAGGCAGAUUAUCAUCACGCUCCUUCAAGUUCUGCUAUACGAUCCGCUCUUCACGUGGGCAAUCACGCCGGAGAAAGCCUGCAAGAUGCAGAGCGACGUCGUAAGGGGUUUGUCGGAGAACAGUGGCCGAGCGCCUGUGGAAACCAACAAGAUCGCCAAGCGGGCUCUUUUGAGGCUCGAACAGAAACUGCGGGGCACCGAGGACGGUCUGGUGUCCAGCGUUUCCGGACAGGUCGAGAGACUCCUGCAGGAAGCGCGAGACCCCGCGAAUCUGUGCCGAGUUUACUGUGGCUGGCAGCCAUACUUGUGAAUACCAGUAAAUAGUUUUAUAUCCGCGACGAAUACUCGUAGAAUAAGUUUUGUAUGUUGCUUAAUGGUGUAAUGUACAUUUCGAAGUGUCCUUUUUAUACUUGUUGAAGUAAAGUUUUAUCAACAUUCCGAA